Molecule: messenger RNA, 885 nt
Organism: Paramecium sonneborni
Lineage: Eukaryota; Ciliophora; Oligohymenophorea; Peniculida; Parameciidae
Source: the annotation of a GenBank genome assembly
AUGAUAUUCGAUUAAGAAUAAUUAAAAGAAUUAUUCACAAGAGAUAAAGUAUAAGACUUGGUUAAUUUUAGGAUAAAAAGUUUAAUUGUGAAUUAUCAUUCUAUAUUGGAAAUUCUUAGGGUGUUUGCAGAAGAGAUAUGCUAAUUUAAUGGGUUAUUUCGGUAAUAAAACAUAAUAUUACAGCAAUCUUAACAAUUUAAACACACUAUCAAAACUUUGGAAUUGGCUGUCUUAUAUAUAGAUACUUAUUUAAACUUUUUUAAUAUAGGACCUUAAUAUUUAGAGCUUUUGGGAAUAUGUGCAUAUUCAAUAGCUUCAAAAGUAAUUAAUUUAUGUAUAAUUGAAAGUUUAAUGAAACAGAAUCCAUGGGUCAAAUUAAGUUAUUGAAUAAUUUAGGUUAAGGGUUAUAUGAUGAUUAAGAGUAUGAUGAGAUGGAAGUUCAAUUGUUAUAAUGCUUAGAAUAUCAAUUGAAUCACAUAACUCCAUCUGAUUAUUUGAUAGCUAUGGGUGUUUCUAUAAAUGAAAACAUCUCUAGUCUUAUAAUGUUUGUUUUAAUGGGUAAAUUAUUUUCUUUAUAUCAUUUAAUUAGAUUUCGAAAUUUAUAAACAUUCUCAGAUUGUUCUUGCUUUUGCUAUUUUCAACUUUUAAUAAAAUCAAUUCAACAUGUUUACAGAGAGAGUUAAAUAUGUGACUUAAUUGAUUAAUUAUAAGAUAACAAAAGCAUAAAAUCAAUUUAAUUUGGAUAAAACUGAAAAUGAUGAAACUAAAGGGAUAGAAUAAAAUUAAGGCACUAAAAAAAAAAUAUAAAAAAGAAGAGAGUCAAAAAAGUUAAAAUAAUUAGCAUGAAUGACUUAUCUUGAUUGAUUUCAAUAAAUUUGAUCUGAG